Messenger RNA from Humulus lupulus (European hop), 1164 nucleotides. Its product is annotated as N-terminal acetyltransferase A complex auxiliary subunit NAA15-like. NCBI's taxonomy places the organism in Eukaryota, Viridiplantae, Streptophyta, Magnoliopsida, Rosales, Cannabaceae. Gene Ontology annotation, cellular component: cytoplasm. Gene Ontology annotation, molecular function: protein binding; protein-N-terminal amino-acid acetyltransferase activity. The transcript has 4 exons. Gene Ontology annotation, biological process: N-terminal peptidyl-methionine acetylation. The coding region runs from base 1 to 429 and encodes 142 amino acids. The record is from RefSeq and is a predicted model, not a curated record.
AUGGACCGUAAAUCUGAAGCAUAUGAGCUUGUUCGACAAGGAUUACAGAAUGAUCUUAAAAGUCAUGUAUGCUGGCAUGUUUAUGGUCUUCUUUAUCGUUCCGAUAGAGAAUACAGGGAGGCAAUCAAAUGUUAUAGAAAUGCACUGAGGAUCGAUCCAGACAAUAUUGAAAUUUUGCGGGAUCUGUCACUGUUACAGGUGCAAAUGCGAGAUUUGGCAGGGUUUGUCGAGACAAAACAACAGCUCUUGUCUCUAAAAUCAAAUCAUCGUAUGAAUUGGAUCAGCUUUCCUGUUGCUCAUCAUUUAAACUCAAAUGCUUUAAAAGCAGUUGAAAUUCUAGAAGCAUAUGAAGGGACACUAGAAGAUGAUUUUCCUCCUGAUAAUGAACGUUGUGAACAUGGGGAAAUGCUUUUGUAUAAGGUAUUCUAAGUGGUAUCUUCUGUAUAUUGUUUCUUAUGUUAUAUAUUAAUGUAGAUCUUAUAGGUGACUAGUUGUCUAUUAUGUUGAUUUUUAGGCUUGUUUUUUGAUAUGGGUUUUAGUUAUUGUUAGGUUUUGUAGUUGUCUAGAAGUUUUGUGUGUAUUGGAGCUGUUACUCAUCCUGGAAAGGUAUGCUCCUCAUUCUUCUUGAUUGUUUUACACAUUAAUUUUUUGAUUUUUUUAGGACCUAAGAAAAUAUUAGUUCUGUAGGUUUAAGUUAUGCUUUGUCACACUGUUUUCCAGGCAGACAUUCUUGAGGAACGUAUUAUUGAGAUGGAGCAUGCUGUUAGGACUUCUGGUCAAUUCCCUGGAAGGUAAGUUGUGGUAGCACUUAUUUUCAUUAAUGCAAAUCAUGUUGAAACAUUCAUACACUUCAGUGAUGCCUAUUUAUAAGAGUCGUCUUCCGGGUGUGGUUUAGUUGAUUAGCCAAUGGGUAGUGGAGCUUGUGGUUUGCUUCUUCAUGGUGUGAGGUUGUUUACAGUUUAUAGAUUUCUGUAUUGUUUUUCCUUGUUUUGGUUUUGUCGAGUGAAUUAGACUUAUCUUUUUCCUGCUCUCUUUAUAUACUGUAUAUAUGAACAAUCAAUCAUGUUUCUGUUAUACUGAAGCAGAUGAUCUAAGCAACAUGAUUUUAGAUUUGUGGUCACUGAACGUGUCAUAAUAUUAUAAAACUAUGUCCUUGCUUUUAGA